This is a messenger RNA of Triticum urartu, 1590 nucleotides long. RefSeq lists its product as uncharacterized. NCBI's taxonomy places the organism in Eukaryota, Viridiplantae, Streptophyta, Magnoliopsida, Poales, Poaceae. Gene Ontology annotation, molecular function: pyridoxal phosphate binding; L-kynurenine:2-oxoglutarate transaminase activity. Gene Ontology annotation, biological process: biosynthetic process. The record is from RefSeq and is a predicted model, not a curated record. Gene Ontology annotation, cellular component: cytoplasm.
GGCGCCGCACAGCGGGUGGCGGCGCGACGCACGCACGCACGGCUCCUCCUGUCAUGAAUCUGGCCGCCCCCGUCUCCACCUCCACCUCCACGGCCGUCCCUCUCCAUGCCCAUGGGCUCAUGCCAUUAAACCUCGCCUCCGCCUCCUCCUCCUCGCUCCGUCGCUCCCUCUUCGCCUCCCUCCGGAAGAAGAUCUCGCCGAUGGCAUCCGCCCCCGCCUCCGCCUCCGCGGCCCUCUCCACCGCCGCCCCCGCCGACAACGGCGCCGCCAAGCCCGCGGAGCAGCGGCCCGUGCAGGUGGCGAAGCGGUUGGAGAAGUUUAAAACAACAAUUUUCACACAGAUGAGCAUGCUUGCAGUGAAGCAUGGAGCAAUAAACCUUGGUCAGGGCUUUCCCAAUUUUGAUGGCCCUGACUUUGUAAAAGAAGCUGCUAUUGAGGCUAUCAAGGCUGGGAAAAAUCAGUAUGCAAGAGGGUAUGGUGUGCCUGAACUGAACUCAGCUGUUGCUGAAAGAUUUCUCAAGGACAGUGGAUUGCAGAUCGAUCCAGAUAAGGAAGUUACUGUUACAUCUGGGUGCACAGAAGCAAUAGCUGCAACGAUAUUGGGUCUGAUCAACCCUGGGGAUGAAGUGAUCUUGUUUGCUCCAUUCUAUGAUUCUUAUGAGGCUACACUGUCCAUGGCUGGUGCGAAUGUCAAAGCCAUUACACUCCGCCCUCCGGACUUUGCAGUCCCUCUUGAAGAGCUAAAGGCCGCAGUCUCAAAGAACACCAGAGCAAUAAUGAUCAACACACCUCACAACCCUACCGGGAAAAUGUUUACAAGGGAGGAGCUUGAAUUCAUUGCUGAUCUCUGCAAGGAAAAUGACGUGUUGCUCUUUGCUGAUGAGGUCUACGACAAGCUGGCGUUCGAGGCGGAUCAUAUAUCAAUGGCUUCUAUUCCCGGCAUGUAUGAGAGGACCGUCACCAUGAACUCUCUGGGGAAGACGUUCUCCUUGACCGGAUGGAAGAUCGGCUGGGCGAUAGCACCGCCGCACCUAACAUGGGGCGUGAGGCAGGCGCACUCCUUCCUCACAUUCGCCACCUCCACGCCGAUGCAAUCAGCAGCGGCGGCAGCCCUGAGAGCUCCCGACAGCUACUUUGAGGAGCUGAAGCGGGACUAUGGCGCGAAGAAAGCACUCCUGGUCGACGGGCUCAAGGCCGCGGGCUUCAUCGUCUACCCUUCGAGCGGGACCUACUUCGUGAUGGUCGACCACACCCCGUUCGGGUUUGACAACGACAUCGAGUUCUGCGAGUACCUGAUCCGCGAGGUGGGCGUGGUGGCCAUCCCGCCGAGCGUGUUCUACCUGAACCCCGAGGACGGGAAGAACCUGGUGAGGUUCACCUUCUGCAAGGACGACGGCACGCUGAGGGCCGCGGUGGACCGGAUGAAGGCCAAGCUGAGGAAGAAAUGAAAUGAUUGGGCGGCGCGGUUUCGUGUAGCUGUUGAUUGAUUGUUUGAAUAAAGUCCUGCCUGAUCUGAUCCGCAUUCCGGUGCGAUGCAUGUAGUAACACUUUCCUGGCGGCGGUUAUCUGUAUGUCCUGUCUGUGACUUCA